Molecule: messenger RNA, 1271 nt
Organism: Dermacentor andersoni
Lineage: Eukaryota; Metazoa; Arthropoda; Arachnida; Ixodida; Ixodidae
Source: RefSeq, a predicted model, not a curated record
UCUUCAUACUCGAACCCGGAACACAGGACACUACAACCAUGACUGGACUUCAUGCCUGCCUGCUCUUGGCCCUGGUCUCCAGCGCCGCCGCCGGCUAUGUCCGUGGCUCCUUGCUCAGGAAUGCCGCCCUUGGAUACGGCUAUGGACAAUAUGCCACUGGAUUGGGCGGCUACGGUGGCUACGGCCUGGGUCACGGCUACGGCUACUCCGGGCUCACUGGCUCCGGUCUUGGCUACGGCGGUGUCAGCUACGGUGGUCUCGGCUACGGUUACGGUGGCCUUGGCUACGGCUACAGCGCGCUCGGCCGCACCGUUGCCGCUGCUCCUGCCGUGACCCGUACCGUGUCUGCCUAUCACGCUGCUCCAGCGGUGACCGCAGUCCACGCUGCGCCGUCGUACGCCACUUACGCCUCCGCUCCGGCUGUCACCCGCUACGGCCUGGGUCACGGCUACGGCUACUCCGGGCUCACUGGCUCCGGUCUUGGCUACGGCGGUGUCAGCUACGGCGGUCUCGGCUAUGGUUACGGUGGCCUUGGCUACGGCUACAGCGCGCUCGGCCACACCGUUGCCGCUGCUCCUGCCGUGACCCGUACCGUGUCUGCCUAUCACGCUGCUCCAGCGGUGACCACCGUCCACGCUGCUCCGGCUAUCACCCGCUACGCGUCCUACGGCGUGGCCCCAUCCGUCGCUUCCUACGGUGUCGCCGCUGCCCCAGCUGUCACUGCGGUCCACCACGCUCCAGCCGUUGCUUCGUACGGCGUAGGUCUCGCCCACGCUGCCCCCGCUUUCACCGCGGUCCACCACGCCCCAGCCGUCGCCUCCUACGGCGUUGGCCUAACUCACGCCGCCCCAGCCGUCGCCUCGUACGGCGUUGGUCUUGCUCACGCUGCCCCAGCCGUCGCUUCUUACGGCGUUGGCCUCGCUCACGCUGCUCCAGCAGUUGCCUCCUACGGAGUCGGCCUGGCUCAUGCCGCUCCUGCCGUCGCCUCUUACGGUGUCUCUCACGCUGCCCCUGUAUACGGUUACGGAGUUGGAUCCCUCGGCUACGGUGCCGGCCACUACGGCUACGGCUACGGCCUCGGCAGCUAUGGCCUGAACUACGGUUACGGCCUGGGUACUCCCUACCACUACUCCAACCUUCUCCACAAGAAGAAGUAAAUUAUUCAUCACGGAAGAAUCGGCAUGAACAUCCCCUCAUUACUUCUAUGGAAUCGACAUUUUACUGCCCUCGUUGCUUUGAAAUCUUGAAUAAAGAUUUCAGAAAAUCUCUAA